CAGACUAACGUUAAGCACACCUUUCCUCUUCUCUCCUCAAAACAUCACUACUUUACAUUACAAAAACUCCAAUAUUUUUUGUCACACAUUAAUAUAGCACGGUUCGCACUCAUGGUUUCUACGUCUUCUUCAAGUGUUUUGUCAAUCCUUCUGCUGCCCCUUCUUAUUCUUCUUCUUCUUCUUCCAUCAAUGAUCAUCACGACCUCGGCUAAUCCCUUUCACCAGGACUUUGAAAUUACUUGGGGAGAUGGCCGUGCUAAGAUACUCAACGACGGCGAGCUUCUUACUCUCUCGCUUGACAAAGCUUCUGGUUCAGGAUUCCAGUCCAAGAAUGAAUAUCUAUUUGGAAAGAUCGAUAUGCAGCUCAAGCUUGUCCCCGGAAACUCAGCCGGGACUGUCACUGCCUAUUAUUUAUCUUCAAAAGGAUCGGCUUGGGAUGAGAUAGACUUUGAGUUCUUGGGGAAUCUGAGUGGCGAUCCUUACAUCCUUCACACCAAUGUGUUCAGCCAAGGCAAGGGCAACAGAGAGCAGCAGUUCUAUCUCUGGUUUGACCCAACUGCAGAUUUUCACACCUAUUCCAUCCUUUGGAAUCCCCAGCGCAUUACCUUCUCCGUGGAUGGCACCCCCAUCAGAGAGUUCAAGAACAUGGAGUCGAACGGUGUACCAUUCCCAAAGAACCAACCAAUGAGAAUAUACUCCAGCCUCUGGAAUGCUGAUGACUGGGCCACAAGGGGCGGACUUGUCAAGACAGAUUGGACACAAGCUCCUUUCACUGCUUCCUAUAUGAACUUCAAUGCAGAUGCUUGUGUUUGGUCCUCCGGUUCAUCUUCCUGCGCUUCUACCUCUAGCAGUAAUUCAUGGCUGUCACAAGAGUUGGAUUCAGCCAGUCAGGAGAGGUUGCAAUGGGCGCAGAAGAACUACAUGAUUUACAACUAUUGCAGUGACACAAAGAGGUUUCCCCAAGGCCUCCCUCCAGAAUGCUCCACAUCCUAGACUAAAAAAAUUGUUUAGUAGCCGUGCCAAUUCUUUUAUUUUUUUUAAGAGCCAUUCUUUCAUUCUUUUAAUAUUAUAUAUUUUGAAAGGAAAAACAAAAAAAAACCUCUGAUUGUGGUUGAUCGAUUUUAUUGUAAUAAUAAUAAUAACUAGUAACUA
Messenger RNA from Juglans microcarpa x Juglans regia, 1152 nucleotides. Its product is annotated as probable xyloglucan endotransglucosylase/hydrolase protein 23. Gene Ontology annotation, molecular function: xyloglucan:xyloglucosyl transferase activity; hydrolase activity, hydrolyzing O-glycosyl compounds. The record is from RefSeq and is a predicted model, not a curated record. Lineage: Eukaryota; Viridiplantae; Streptophyta; Magnoliopsida; Fagales; Juglandaceae. Gene Ontology annotation, biological process: xyloglucan metabolic process; cell wall biogenesis. Bases 112 to 993 code for a protein of 293 amino acids. The transcript is spliced from 4 exons. Gene Ontology annotation, cellular component: cell wall; apoplast.